Messenger RNA from Oppia nitens, 453 nucleotides. Its product is annotated as basement membrane proteoglycan-like. NCBI's taxonomy places the organism in Eukaryota, Metazoa, Arthropoda, Arachnida, Sarcoptiformes, Oppiidae. The transcript has a single exon. The record is from RefSeq and is a predicted model, not a curated record. Bases 1 to 453 code for a protein of 150 amino acids.
AUGCCGAUAGAAGUGGUAACUGAAGAAGAAAUAACAAGCAGUGAAAUGCCAACAGAAGUGGUAACAGAAAAAGAAAUAACAACAAGCAGUGAAUUGCCGAUAGAAGUCGUAAAUCAAGAGAUAUUUACAAGCAGUGAAAUGCCGACAGAAGUGGUAACUGUAGAAGAAAUAACAAGUAGUGAAAUACCAACCGAAGUGGUAUCUGAUGAAGAAUUGACGACAAGUAGUGAAUUGGCGACAGAUUUGGUUACUGAAGAAGAAAUAACAACAAGCAGUGAAUUGCCGAUAGAAGUCGUAAAUCAAGAGAUAUUUACAAGCAGUGAAAUGCCGACAGAAGUGGUAACUGAAGAAGAAAUAACAAGCAGUGAAAUGCUAACAGAAGUGGUAACAGAAGAAGAAAUAACAACAAGCAGUGAAUUGCCGAUAGAAGUCGUAAAUCAAGAGAUAGAAUAA